GGGACCGAUUGAUACAUCGUCGCACCAGGUGUGGAAGUGGGCAUGUGUGUCUGGGCCAAAGUGGAAGGCUUCAGGCCCUGGCCUGGAAAGGUGAUGAAGAAGCGAAAGACGACCCGGUUCAAGCGUGGCGUUCCCGUCAUGUUCUUCGGCGAAGACGACGAGUUCUCGUGGAUCGAGCAGCACCAGAUGCUGCCCAUCCAGCCCAAUACCAUUGCCGAGUUCAUCCGCGACACGGACGACAUGUUCCUUGAAGCCCUCAUCCACGCCUUCACCAAAUGCUUCCGCCCGUGCCCCGUGUGCCGGAAGGUGUUCGCCAAGGACGAUGAUGUGGCCAACCACAUGCAGCGCCACCACCCCGGCACGCGCUUCACCAAGGCCGCCGUCCAGGACGCCAUGUACCACAUGCACACGGAGUUGCGCAUCUACGUCGACCGCGCCUCGUGCAACUUCUACCGCAGCGUGCUCAUCCCCAACACGUCGUUCCCGCCGCUCGACCUCGACACGUCGUGCAAGGUGCGCACGAUGCUGGACGCGGCACCGCGGCUGCCGGGCGACCGCGAGCGGCUCGUGCGGUUGGAGGUGGAGGCGAAGCUUCGCUCGACACCACACGCGAUGGCACGCACGCUUCCGCGACAGGAGACGACGCAGGGCCCGACGCAGGCCACAGCGGAGGGCGCGCGUGUUGUGAACAAGACCAAGUCGCAGUACAUGCAGCGAGCAAAGUCGACCAAGGGCAGCGGGCAGGGCGGCGACGGUGCCGAUGGCGCUGAUGAGGAGUCACCGUUUGCCGGCGCUUGCAUCCGCGUUGGCGACGAGUAUCAGGCGACGCUGCUGCCAGAUGUUGUGCCGGCUGAGGAUUACAGCAACCCGUACCCGCCUGCCAGGAACGUGUGGGACCCCGAGUGCGAUGUCGGCGACAUGCACGCCAUGUCCGUGUUUGCGUCUCGUGCGCGUGCGGGGACGGCUGCUGCUGGCGGCGUUGAGUUUGCGCACCACCUCGCGUACCAGCUGUACUGCCGUGAACGUGGCAUUCCACUCGACACUCAAGACGAUGAUGACAACACAGACGAGCAGCAGCAGCAUGGUGAUGGUGAUGGUGAUGGCGGUGAUGGUGGUGAUGGCACGAAAGGCAGUCGGGGUGGUGGUGCGGCGGCAGUGAAGACGGAGCAGCAGCAGCAGCAGCAAUUUGAGCAGCCGAAGAUACAGGGAACAGCGCAGGGCAGCGUGCAUGGUGAUGGUGCUGGUGAUGGUGUCAUUGAGCAGCCAGCCACGCAGGUGGACACAUCAUCCACUGAUGAGGCCGAGUCAAAGGCUGCUGCUGCGUCAACAGCAUCACCUUCCACAACAACAAGAGCGGCUAUUGUCAGUGAUGAGGACAAGGCAAAGGCCCUUGAAGCAGGUCAAACGCAAGAACGCAUCGCAGGGAACACCAGCCCACCUGAGGCAGCUCCUGCCACUGCUGCAGCUGCAGCUGCAACAACUGCUGUUGAGGUCAAGGAGGAGGCGCCGACACAACCGGGCGGUGACCCGACAGCCAAGACGACCACGGACACACUUUCCACCCAAACCCCAACAGCAGCAGCAACAACAGCAGCAACAGCAACAGCAGCAACAGCAACAGCAACAGCAGCAGUGACAGAGGUGGCAGGGAAGGUUGAUGGGCGGAAGAAGCGGCGAGGAGGAACGCUGCCACGACCGCUGGAGGCCGGCAGCUAUCACGACACUGCCAUCCUCAGACACCUCGUCUCCCUCGACCACGCUCCGCCACCAGCAACGCUCAAAGACUACGUGUACCCUGGCCAGGUCGUGUGGACAAAGGAGGAACGCGAAAAGUUUGCAGAACUGUACGAGGAAUAUGGAAAACAGUUCCAUGUGCUGGCGCUUAUGUUUCAAACAAAGACCCACCGGGACAUGGUUGAGUACUACUACCACCACUUCAAGUACAAGGAUCCACAGUUUUACCGCAUUAGGAAAGCGCUCCGCCAGCGCACGUCAGAGGCAGAAUCCCUCGUCGCACAAGUCGGCGAAGUCUCGGAGUGCGACGUGUGCGCAACAAAGGCAACAGGCCGGUGGCGCGAAGUGACGACGGAGAGCGGCAAGCGCGAGGACUGGUGCGACUUCUGCUACCAAUACCGCAACAAGUAUGGUGUUGCGCCGCAGGGCCGCGCGCUUGAGGAGAGCAGGACACGACUUCUCCCGAGCUGGCUCGUCGGAGCCGUCGCUGGCCCCAAGGACGCCGACCGCAAACCCCCGGUGCCUGCCACAACGCCGCCGCCACCAUCAUCGUCGUCGUCAUCAUCAUCGUCACGGCGAAGUGGCGCGAAGAAGAGGGGCGGGCAGGCGUCAAACGCAGCCAGGAGACGCGCACCAGCAAACACAUCCCGGCGCGGAGGCGGCGGCAGUAACCCAACGAAGAAGCGCAAGGGAGCAUGACCGUGUACUUGGGGGAGGACAGAAGACACGUGUCCAUGCAUGCAUCGGCACGUGGAUGGAUGAACGCAUGUAUUGAGUGUGGCCUGAUAGGGUUGGGUGUGUGGUCUUGGUUGGUGGAUGGAGACGUGUUGGCUGUUGACUACUGCCUUCUCCGACCGAUCUAAGCGCUCUGUGUUGCGAACACGCACACGCGCACGUUCGCAUGCGGGAGAGGGGAGAGAGAGAGGUGAGCGAUUGGGUGAGCGGGUGAGUUAACGAGACAGGUGUUGAGUUUUGCGCUGGCCUUUGGUCUUUUUGCUCUUGCUUUGUGUCUCCUUUGCCUUUCCAAUAAAGUAACAGACUGAG
Messenger RNA from Salpingoeca rosetta, 2778 nucleotides. RefSeq lists its product as uncharacterized. Gene Ontology annotation, cellular component: transcription regulator complex; histone deacetylase complex. Gene Ontology annotation, biological process: negative regulation of DNA-templated transcription; regulation of transcription by RNA polymerase II. NCBI's taxonomy places the organism in Eukaryota, Choanoflagellata, Craspedida, Salpingoecidae. The record is from RefSeq and is a predicted model, not a curated record. The transcript has 13 exons. Gene Ontology annotation, molecular function: transcription corepressor activity. The coding region runs from base 43 to 2433 and encodes 796 amino acids.